Molecule: messenger RNA, 1802 nt
Organism: Cutaneotrichosporon oleaginosum
Lineage: Eukaryota; Fungi; Basidiomycota; Tremellomycetes; Trichosporonales; Trichosporonaceae
Source: RefSeq, a predicted model, not a curated record
UGAAAUAGCCGCUCUCUUCCUUCCUCUCCUUGAAAUGAACACCACUCCAGUACUCCAGGUCUCUCGACUUUACUGUGACCAUUGCGACCCAAAUCAGUGUGUCGCAAACACUUGUCCCCCCUACCUCACACCCUUUCUUCGCCAGUCAUCAUCCUCCGUGGCCUAUUCCCCUGUCGAGCUGAUCAAGUACACCCUCCUUCACUUCCCCCAUAGCCCCGUCCACCCCACUAAUCAUGCCACCUCGGCGCUCCAACCGCACGGCCAAGGUUGACCGCACGGCUCCUUCCUCUACCUUUGUUCAACCAGAUUCCGAUGUAGUUAAGGGAUCCUCCUCCUCCUCCUCCUCAGCCACUACCAUCUCCAUCGCACCCACCACUUCGACUACCUCCAAGGCGUCGACCCCCAAGGCGUCGUCCUCCAAGGCGUCGACCUCCAAAGCCCGCGUGCCGCAGCUGAAGGCCACCGCCGUCAACAUCAAAACUGACACUAGCUCAAAUUUACCCAGUGGUUCACAGAGAAACCAGCUCUCUCCGACCACUUCCAGCGUGACGGAGUGCUCGGAUGGCCUCGAGUCUACUCAGUUUUGCAAGUUAUGGGACGGCCGCCAGUGGUGGUCGAUCUACUCGGACGGGGAACGCGUGCCGGACUGGCGGCUCCAGAACGCAGGGUACCAAAUCCCCUGUCAGUUCGCCAACCUUCUUACUGGAGCCGACGUCCUCGACUUUACGGGAGAGUUCCACUGGGCUGGACUGGCUUGCCCAAGUAAGCAGCUGACCAUCGGCCGCGUCAACUAUCUUCGCAUUAAGGCAGUUCCAAGUCGCCCCCAUAUCCGCCCCCGCGACCCUCUGAGGCUCGCCGACGCCGGUUGGACCAUCAAGUCCAACGCGCAAACAAUCGUGCUUCUCUGCUCCGAGUCGCAGCAGGUUCCCGAUCUGGACACCUUCACCGUUGCUAAACGGCGUGGAAUUCCCGCCAAAAAGCUCAAGACGAUUAAGCCGCGUUACCUCGGCGACUUUCUUGCCGGCAGCCAGCGAUACUAUGAGCUCGCCGUCGAACCUAUCGCCCGCGCUCGGCGCGUCGUCCUCCAUCUCGGGCGCAACAUGGCGCCACCGGAAGCGUACGAUAUCGCGGGGAACGCCGACGAGCUCGUGCUUGUCGUCAACGACCUCCGGACAGUGGCCCCGCGGCUGCUCGCCGACCUUCUUACCUGGGCGCUCAUCCCCGUGGCGUGGUUCCACCAAAAUAAUAGCAGCGCCGAGGAUUUUGACGCCGACAACUGGCAUCCCGUCGCCGGGUGCGAUAUGCGCGGCCGGGUCCCCCACAUCACGAUAGUGGGCUUCAGUCCUAUCUCUCACAAGCACAGUGCUGCGCUCAGCCAACGCUUUCACACCCCGUCCCAGCCCACUCUCGCGAGCUUUAUCGAGUCUUUCGGGGCGCAGACGUACGGCGUGGAUGAGCUCAAGGCCCGCUGCGAGAUCAUCGGGCGCAACGACUAUGCGGCUAAGAUCGGCGUCAAGGCCUUCAACUAUGAGAUGGGCGAGUGAGAGAGAUUGGCUGAUACUCGACGCAUGAGGGGCACACCUUCAAUUCGAACGUUUGCGUGUGCCCCGCCUUCUUCUUCCGACAACCCCUCCCACAUAUGCCUCUGAAUUCGCCUCUCAACACUGCACCUCAUGCGAGCGUCUCACCAUUACACCCCGGACACCGUGUGCCGUCUACUAUCAUUCACCACCUUUUGGGGGGCUCAAUGUCCCGGUAUUCUUCGAUCUUCCCUCUCACGAUGUUGGAUUGGGGCGUUCACC